Molecule: messenger RNA, 6294 nt
Organism: Austrofundulus limnaeus
Lineage: Eukaryota; Metazoa; Chordata; Actinopteri; Cyprinodontiformes; Rivulidae
Product: syntaxin-1B
Biological process (GO): synaptic vesicle fusion to presynaptic active zone membrane; intracellular protein transport; exocytic insertion of neurotransmitter receptor to postsynaptic membrane
Cellular component (GO): synaptic vesicle; plasma membrane; presynaptic active zone membrane
Molecular function (GO): SNARE binding; SNAP receptor activity
Source: RefSeq, a predicted model, not a curated record
GCUAAAGACAGUGAUGAUGAUGAGGAGGUGGUCCAGGUCGACAGGGACCACUUCAUGGACGAGUUCUUUGAACAGGUGGAGGAGAUCAGAGGAUGUAUAGAGAAGCUGUCAGAGGACGUGGAGCAGGUCAAGAAACAGCACAGCGCCAUCCUGGCUGCCCCCAACCCUGACGAGAAAACCAAACAGGAGCUGGAGGAUCUCACAGCUGACAUCAAGAAGACGGCCAAUAAAGUUCGCUCAAAAUUAAAAGCAAUCGAGCAGAGCAUCGAGCAGGAAGAGGGUCUCAACAGAUCAUCAGCGGACCUCCGGAUCCGAAAGACACAGCACUCGACGCUGUCACGCAAGUUUGUGGAGGUGAUGACCGAGUACAACACCACGCAGUCCAAGUACCGCGACCGCUGCAAGGACCGCAUCCAGAGACAGCUGGAGAUCACUGGAAGAACCACCACCAACGAGGAGCUGGAGGACAUGUUGGAGAGCGGCAAACUGGCCGUUUUCACUGAUGAUAUCAAAAUGGACUCUCAGAUGACCAAGCAGGCCCUGAACGAGAUCGAGACCCGACACACUGAGAUCAUCAAGCUGGAAAACAGCAUCCGUGAACUCCAUGACAUGUUCGUGGACAUGGCCAUGCUGGUGGAGAGCCAGGGAGAGAUGAUUGACAGAAUUGAGUACAACGUGGAGCACUCUGUGGAUUACGUGGAGCGAGCCGUCUCCGACACCAAGAAGGCCGUAAAAUACCAGAGCCAGGCUCGUAAGAAGAAGAUCAUGAUCAUCAUCUGCUGCGUCAUCCUCGGCGUGGUCCUGGCGUCGACCAUCGGCGGCACGCUGGGCCUCUAGGACGACCCACGCAGACCAACCGACAGCCAGCAGAGAGAAGAAAACAGCAACGACAACACAAAAACUUGAAACACAAAUGCAAGACAGAUAACCAAUCAACUAGGAAGAGAUCAGAUUUAAUCACAGAUAAGAGGAAACACCACGGGUUUGGGCGGGGUACAAAAAAACAAAGAAAACACGACAUCACAUAUAGCUGACUUAUCCAAACAACGUAAACAAAGAGAGGGUACAAAUAUUUAUUACAGAUGUAAAUGUAUUAAAAUAUGAAGCAACAGAUGGGUUAGCUACUUGUAAAAAGAACAGCCUAGGACAUUUACUUGUUUGUUUCUUCAGCUUUUUCUUAUUUUGUAUUGUUUGUUUGUUUGUUUAUUGUGAGUCUCCGAGGACAGUGACGGCUGCUGGGUGGGAGUUCUUACGGUCACUUCUGGAAACAAACACUCAACUAAAAAAAAAAACUUCCAGAGAGGUCAGAGUCAGGGCCGGUUCUGAGGCAGUCUGGAACGUCUCGCCGUUGGUUUAGAUCGCCACUCUGCUCGCUCCUCAUUGGUUGCUUGCUCCUGUCACUCACCUCGGUCAACCUGCUGAGCUCAGAGCCUAAAUCCUGUCCCGCUGACGAGGCGGCGCCGGCCUCUUUUACUGUUGGACCCGUCCAAACAAAGAUCAGGGGGCGGGAGGACCUCUGGUCUUCACUAGUCUGAUUGGCCAGCUGACGUUUGACUAACAGGUAAAUGUUGGGGAGGAAGUGGGGUAGGAGGCUUUAACGGAGGGUGGGAAGAGACGGACAGUUAAUCUAUGCAGUUAAAAGAAAGUCCCGUCCUCCUCUCUGUUGGGAGUCAAGGCCGGGCUCCGUUGGCCUGUUUCCAAUCCUUGUAAUGGUUGGCACAGCCAGGUUUCUUGACACUACCCAUACCAAGACAACCAAUGAGAACGGGGGAUUCAUGCUGACGCACCAAGAGCCUCAACAGAACGAACGAGAAGACCUGAAAAACAGAAACGAAYGAAGGAGUUCUCCGAGCGUGGCGGCGAUCCCGUUUGUUUUUUUUUUUAACGGGGAGCGUUUGAUGCUUUGUGUCGUGCUGCUGUUGUGAUGCAUGUGUGACGUGUCCUGUGAAGCCUGGCAUGGUGUUGGUGUUUAGCUGGUGUGAUGCGGUGUGUCCUCGCCGUAUCUCACCUGUGUGUGUUUGUGUUGGAGGUCUGUGACGCUUCGGCGAAGGUUUCUUUCCAUUUCAGGAACCUUAACGACUGAAUCGCACUGCUGAGUGUUAAGAUCUAUUUAACAAGCUGGUGUUGUGCCAAAAUUUAGUGUCAUCCAAAAAUAAACUUACUUUUUGUUCCAUUUUUUAAACAAAUGAACUAUCAGCUGGAUAUUUAGUUCAUUUUACGUUCUGAAAGUAAAGCUGAGUUUUUAAUGGCAGACAUGUUUAAACGCAGUAGAAACUGAGUGGAACAUUGAUUUAGAAGCUAGCAUGUAGCAUCUCUGCAGAACCCAAAUUAUCUGACUAAACCCAGCUGGAACACACAUUCCUCCACAACGUGAACACACAAGUUUGUGAACACGCUAAAAUCUCCCCUUCGUCACAACCGUCCCCGUCUUAGCGCCAGUGUCAUCGUCAGACCGCGCUGCUUUGCAUGAAUUAGCGUUUGUAGCAUUAGCUUGUGUUUGUGUAGAAGCUUGUUGAAUUUUUAGCUCCUGGUUUUGGUCUUUUGUUUAUUAAAGUGGAAGCAGUGAGUCCGGUCCAGCGCUGGAGAAAACCUGGCUGAAAGUUUGUUGCUGCGUAAUCAGGAAUUUUUUCUAAUGAAAAGGGAUUUGAGUUACACAAAUUUACAAAUAUUUCAAAUUAAAUAAGUCACUUUAAAAAUAGUUUUAUUAAACUGUGUUAGCAUUAGCACUCUAAGCCUGCACAAUGCACUCGCUACAGAGAAGAUGCUAAUUUGGAAGCUAAUUAAAGCUAACAUGAAGGUGUGUUCAGGUCAGCGCUGCUGAUUGGGGACAAAACACACACCUGUUACAUUUUAAGACUUUCUUUGUUGUAGUUGCAUGUUUUAUUCUGAUGAUGGUGACGUGAUAUUUGUUGAAACGUAACAAAAUAUGUGCGUUGUCCCAAAUUAAUUAAAACGCUGAGUGGAAAAGUUACGAAGCAUUAAGAUGUUUUUAGGAUGCACACAGAGGAGAAGCUACGAUCGAUUAAACAACACAAGUGCAGAUAGUUUUAAAGUGACGCAGCUAACAGUAUUACAGUAUAAUUAUGGACGCUGUCAUCCAGGAACUGUAUGGACCAAACUAUGGUCUUGGUGGAACCCCUCUGGUUUGGACUGAAUAAGAACAAAAUGAAACGGAUCCUUGGUCCAGACAUGAAGUGGCCCGUAUUAAACUGCAUUUAAACUAAUAGUUUUAUUCUAAAAGUUGUUCCAUUUGGUCCAUAAAGACAGCUGGUGUCCAUCUGUCCACUUUAAACUCUGAAUGUUUUGUGACYGUUCGUGGUUAGCUGUCAGAGCGGGCUGAGGUUUUAGGGAGGAAGGUGCUCAGGCUCUGUGAUACGGAGGUCACUGAACUUCUGUUGAGGCCGACGCUGAAAGAAAUACCACCGUGAACUCACUCAGCACUUCAAGCAAUACGUUAGCUUUUAGACUUAGGGACGUAGUCAUUGUUUAGUGUAAUAUCUGUAUUUUCUCUGGAGAUGUAGUAGUUAGCAUUGUUAGCUUUUGAUGUCUGUGAUGCUCAAAACUGUUGUAGCUUCAGGACGAAGGGAGGUUUUAUUUAGUUAUUGUUAUUCUUUGGUUUUCCUAAACCAAAAUGGCUGAUUCACCAAAGUUUCACCCUUGUGACACGUCCCAACAGCGAACUAAUGUCUCUGAACAAACUGCCGGUUGUUUGCAGAAGUGAUUCCCACAUUUUUAAAAAUCCCAGUAGAUUUUAGUGAUUAUAAACCCGUUUGUCAGCUUGAUGCUUCGCUCACCAGAGUCAACUGCAGAAUAUUUCAUUCAGCUCUGCGUUCUCGGCGGCCGAUGCCGGUCCUGGUGGUCGUCUGUGGUUUAUGGGGUGGUGAUGGUGGCGGACAGAGACUAGAGGUGUGAGGAUGUUGUUGCAGCUAGCUUCAAGUGGCUCUGCCGUGUGUUUCCUGUAAAUUUUCUGUUUUUACAUCAAUAACUGAAGAGGGCUUGUUUGGUCGAGGGUUUGGACCUGGAGCGUCUGAACCCUUGAGUGAUCGACCCUGAGCGUUUGGACUUUGAGAGAUCAGACCCUGAGAGUUCGGACCCUGAGAGGCUGGACCCUGAGAGUUCGGACCCUGAAAGUUUGGACCUUGAGAGUUUGGACCCUGAGAGUUCAGACCCUGAAAGUUCGGACCUUGAGAGUUUCGACCCUGAGAGUUCAGACCUUGAGAGUUUGGACCCUGAGAGUUCAGACCCUGAAAGUUCGGACCUUGAGAGUUUCGACCCUGAGAGUUCAGACCUUGAGAGUUUGGACCCUGAGAGUUCRGACCCUGAAAGUUCGGACCUUGAGAGUUUCGACCCUGAGAGUUUGGACCCUGAGAGUACGGACCCUGAGAGGUCGGACACAGAGUUCAGACCCCUCCAGUCUUGUGUUGUAGUUGUUUGUACAAAGAGCCGCUGGCCUGGAGUCGGACCCUCCGGUCCUGCUGUAAUAGAUCAGAUCAUUUAAAGGCAUGCAAAAACGUUGUGGAGUUUGCAUGACGGUGUUAGUUUUUGUAGCCCACCCUGCCCUCCUUAUCGUGCACUUUACCAUCGGACCUGACGAGUUAGCACAUUAGCUACUGUUAUUAUUUAUUUAGCUGUCGAACAGUUCUGUUGAAAAGUAAACACUGUUUCUGCUCCCUCCGAGUGACUCGAUAGUUUCCACAUCUCCUCCAUCGGCUGCCUGUUAGUCUGCGAGUCUGUGGAGGAGUCCUCUCCACGCCGUCUGAAUGUGAUGCUGUGGGAUAACUUCCUGUUGAACCUCCGCCUGGCCUUGUGUGUGCAGCAUGCUUCCCCUCCUCUCUGGUGAAGAUUGGUGUGUGUGUGUGUAUGUGUGUGUGUGUGUGUUAGCAGCACAAGCGUGUUUCGACGUGCAAAGCACCUGGUUGCAGUUCGUCGGGUUGCAACAGUUUCAGAAACAUUAAAUGAAUCAAAAGCUCAUCAUUUAGGGACUCCAUGAUCACAGUUUUAUGAUUUAAUUCAAACCAAAGCCUUUCUUUCCUCCCCUCGUGUUCUUGAAACGUUCGCCGCUAAAACUCCAAGAGCACAACGUGAGUCAAGUUUACACUCAGAAAUUAAAAAAAACUAGAGUAUAAAAGUAAAACCCCGCCCCCCAUUAACCACCAGCCCUCACUGCAUGUUGGUCAGUCCAUCAGUCAAUCAAUCAAUCGAUCUAUUGAUCCUGCUACAAAGCAAAGCCUGCCUCCACCCUGCUUUCCUUGUCACCUGUAGAUGUUUGUGUCUGAUUGGUGGAAAAAUCUGUGGUUUCUCCUCCGUUUGAAGCUCAUUCUGGAACUACGGUGGUGCUUUCUUCUUCACUUUACUUUCUGCUCUUAUUCUUCUUGUUUUGUGUCUUUUUUUUUUUCUUGUACAGCUCGUUUCUCAGUCAUGAUCACACUCCAGGAUCGAUGCUCCUCUGCAGGUUUUAAGCUUUUAUUUUGAAUUAAUCAGGAGGAAAUCCAUCAAAUCACUUCCUGUUUUAACCUGCAGGUUCACAGAAAGAGGUCUGGAAACAGGUUUUUAUUUUUAAUCCGAGCGUUCAGCAGGACUUUCUUUUUACGUAAUUAUUUAUCAUGAAAGCAGCAGUUUGAGUCUGAAUAUUUAACCCUUCAAACCUCAGCUUUAGAUCAAACAGAGGGCUAUCAAUUUUAGGACCACCACCACCAUGAAGACCCUCACCUGACGUGAACCAUGAGUUAAAUAUUUCAGAUGAGAUGGAGGCAGAAGUUCAAGUUAAACAUUAUUUCUUGUUGCAGAUUAAACCAUCCUAAAAUCAGCAGAGAGCGUCUUCCUGUGUGUGAUGAAGGACUGCAGCCUGUCAAUCAAUAUUUAAAGAAGAAUAUAUAAAUAUWUAACUGUAAAUCUUACACAACAUACUGCGUUUGUAAACCUGUACAUGUUCGUGGCUGCGGGCCCUGACUGCUUCUGUUGGCUGUGUACAGUUCCUGUCAGGGCGGGACACCCGCAGCGGGAAAAACUAAUCACUCAGAGACGACUUCGGUGCGACGCGGAGACUCCAAAGAUUGAUUUCCUGUUAGCAAAAUAACCCACAGGUGUUGUUGUUUCGUCCCACGUAGACACGACGUGUGCUGCGUCCAAGUCAGUCGUAUUUUUGCCCUCCCUCCUCCGCCGUCGGACCGUGCUCCUCCCUGAUUUGACUUUUUUUCUUCCUGAUUUUCAGAAACCAAAUCCUGUUGGGUGUCCCGCUCCGAGAAUACGUAAAUAUUUGUGUUUGUUGUUACCAAUCAAUUCCUUUGAUCCUAA